AUGUCUCUGGCCAACUCGACGGCAAGCGUGUGCGUGUGGUGGAUGCCCCGUGGCCGUCCAUUGUGGGGCGCGAGUUCUGGCUGGACACAAGCUGGGACGAGCACUGGUUUCUGUUUCACGACGACAGCGCUUUACAGGUGGCGGGGCGACCGAGCGAGCAGGACGUGGUGGAGCGCAGUGACAGGGGAUUGGUGGAGGGACGCCGCGUGGCGACAGUGCGGAUACUGGAGUAGGUGCAGAGACAACAAUACUCACUUCCAUAUGGAACUGGAAUACGGCGUGUCGACAUGCGGAAAAUGGACUGUUGGACACGAUCUUUGCUUUGGAAGUGUGGAGAAGGCAAUGCCGUCACCAACGCAACGACAGACGCCGUCUGCUGGACGCAGUGGUGGCAUUGGUAGUACACCUUUUUAUGACCACGCCAAUUUGUUCUCCUACCAUGCGUGCUUGUGUGUGUGU
Messenger RNA from Trypanosoma rangeli, 459 nucleotides. RefSeq lists its product as uncharacterized. The annotation marks the transcript as partial. The transcript has a single exon. NCBI's taxonomy places the organism in Eukaryota, Euglenozoa, Kinetoplastea, Trypanosomatida, Trypanosomatidae. The record is from RefSeq and is a predicted model, not a curated record.